This is a messenger RNA of Colletotrichum truncatum, 3288 nucleotides long. NCBI's taxonomy places the organism in Eukaryota, Fungi, Ascomycota, Sordariomycetes, Glomerellales, Glomerellaceae. The record is from RefSeq and is a predicted model, not a curated record.
AUGGACUCGACUCCGGCCGCCGAAGUGCAUCCACCCGGCGCAACUCCCUUUGUCGAGAAGCAACAGCCAGCCGACAACACAACGACAUCUGCUUCCCCUGCGAAUGAGACACCGGUGAUUAAAGAACCUGCGAUUGAACAAAAGCUUGCGAUCCCGGCUGAGCCGAUUACAACAAGUACACCAGUAGCAGCAGCAGCAAACGCAACAGAAACACCCAAGUCAGAAGAAGAUGAUGAUUUGUUGACAAAAGUUCUCAAGUUUCUGUCGACAGCAACACCGGAAACCCUGGGCGCUAUUGCAGUUGGUCUUGCAGCAUCCACAUACUUCAUUCUCGGCAGGGUUGGGCUUGUGCUUGUUGGCGCAUUUGGGGGUGUUGUGACCUUCAUCGCAUAUGAGGCGCGCCACCCAGAGGUCUCCCGGGCGGUCCGGGGCGAGAAGGGCAUUGAUGUUCUCGAGCGCCUCUCCAUCACAAGGAUUGCUGAACCACCCAAGGAUGAUGCGGAAGAGGAGGAGAAGCUGAUCCAGGGUUUUGACGACUUCCAGCCAGAGACUCGCGAGGCAUUGACUGGCUUGGUGGACGCCGUCAUCCGCGACUAUGUCAAGUGGUGGUACUCGCCCAUCCUACCCACCGACCGCUCGUUCCCCCUGUCCUGCCGGAAGCUCCUCAACUCCUUCCUUCUCUCCGUCUCGAACCACCUCUACCGUAAGCGACCUGCCGACUCGUUCCUCGAUUUCAUGACGAACUCCUCGUCCAUGUUCAUCGUCUUUCUCUCCGAGCUAUCUUCCGCCUUCACCGAGCAGCACAACGAGCCCGGCGCGUCGGCUGCUGAGGUCAUUUCCAAGUACCUAGAAGAGAACCCAAACUCGAACUUGGCCAACCUCCUAAACCACCCGCAACAGGCCGCCAAGUUCCGCAACGUUGCAGACGACCUUCUCGGUUUCCUCGACCGCUCGGCUUACAACUGCGAUCCCGCGCGGGUUUUCUUACGGGAGAUUCUGGCAGGUGUAAUAUUGGAGAUGACUCUGCAGUCAUGCUCAAAGCCUGAGUGGAUUAACGGCUGGAUCGUAUAUCUUUUGGAAGCCGGCGAGCCGGACUUUAGCCAGGCCAUCGAUGUUGGCAUGCAGACCGGUCCUGAAGCUGCUGCAAACAAUGCAAAUAACAAUGCUGCUUUUGCCGAUAUUGACGGAAACCUCGGCAACAUCGCCCUGACCAAGGGAAACCGAAGCUCCUUGGAUAUGGAGAGAGCUCGCCGCAAGGAGUCUUCUGCGCACAAGAAGCAGUUAAGCAAGGCUGACGAAGAGAUGGAGGAGGCCAUGGAGGAGAUGAAGCGAAUGAACGCAUUGAUCGCCGAGGAAGAGGCCAAGAGACAAUCCCGUCAAAGCAUCAACGCAUCGAGAGAGUCUAUCGUGCAGAUUCCCGAAGGCAAGAUCGUAUCUUCGCCUGGAGAGGUGUCUCCCAGAUCGCAGUCUUCAGCGGAUAAGCCGUCAACCUACGGAUCCAAUGGAUCGAACGAGUCCAACAAGGAGGGCAGCCUGCACUCGCCUUUGACGUCGAAAGCCAACACGGAGACUUCGAGCCAGAACCCGUCGCCCAAGCACGUCGCCAGCAGCAGCACCUCGUCUCAGUCUCAGUUCUUGAGCUUCGACCAGAUCGUGCCCCCCGCCAAGGAGGAUCCGGAUUCGUCUGACGAAAGCCCCCGCAAACCCCAGUUGACCCUGCACAAUGCGAACAUCAUUCUUCAUGAUGAUGCUUCCAACGACAAUAGCCGGAUCCGUAGUAAGCCCCUCUGGGACUAUUUGGUCCAGAUUGAGCCAUCGUCGCAUCACUACUCUGGCUGGAUGAUCGUCCGGCGCUACUCCGAUUUUGAGACGCUGCAUGAGAUUUUGAGGCGCAUUGCUACGAUUUCGGGCGCGACGGCCUUCACUGAGAAACAUGCGGAGCUUCCCAACUGGAAGAACCAUACCAGAGCUUCCCUCCGUGGUGAGUUGGAGCGAUAUGUGAAGGAUGCCUGUUGGUACCAGUCACUCGCUGAGAGCGAGGGUAUGAAACGCUUCUUGGAGAAGGACAAUGGGCUUGGCCAUGGCCACAGCAACUCCAAGUCCGGCCUGGCUUGGGAUACCGUCGGCAAGAACAUGUUGGAUGUACUUACGAUGGGACCCAAGGGUGCCGUAGAGGGAGGCAAGGCUGUCUUUGGCGGCGUCACAGGAGUGUUCAGCAACAUUGGUCUCGGUGCAAGAAAGAAUACGGCAUCGUCUUUGUCAGAGAUACAAACCAAUAACCGUUGGUCAACGGGCACCCCGCCAAGGAUGGACAGCACUACCAGCUUGAACGCGGCACUUACAUCACCCGUUGGAAGCGGGCCACGCAAGCCUCGCGACAGUCUCGACAGUCAGCGAUCCUCAGUCAUUUCAACUCAGCCAGGCAAGAUCGCCCCUAUGGAGAGGAGACCCAGCUUCGACCCUCGGGGUGAUUCGGAGGCAGAUGGCUUGAAGCCUCGCUCCGACCGCUGGGAGCGAAACACACCAAGCGCAACGGGCAGUCGCGAACAUAGUAGAGCUUCUAGCCUUGCACCGCUACAGUCGCCUCCACUGCGGUCGCCGUCGUCGACGAGCCUGGAUGUAAUGCACAUUCAGCACCUACCUCCUCCUCCUGACGAGAUGCCUGAAGAUUACGGGUCGCCUACGUAUGUGGACAUGCAAUCAAAGAUGACUGAGGCUACUGGAGUUCGCAACAACAAUAGCAACGGCAGCAAUGCCGGCAAAAAGGAACCCAAGCCAGCGAGACAACAUUCUCCACUAACGGAGCAGGAAACAAACGUGGCUGUUGAGCUGGUCUUCGCCAUUAUUAAUGAGAUGUACACGCUUUCAUCGGCCUGGAACAUUCGCAGGACGCUGCUGGCCGCCGCAAAGUCGUUCCUCCUGCGGCCUGGCAACCCGUCACUGAUUUCAAUUCAGAACAUGAUGCAGGAGUCGGUCAUUGAGGCCAACACGAGCGAUACGGGACUUGGAUAUCACUUGCGCAAGUUGCGGGAAAACACGAUGCCGACAGACGAGGAGCGGGCAGCGUGGCCGGCUGAGAUGACGGAUGAAGAAAAGGAGAAGUUGCGUAUCAAGGCGCGCAACUUGCUGAUUAAACGUGGUGUUCCGGCUGCUUUGACUGGCGUUAUGGGACAAGCGGCGACAACGGACGCGCUUGGGCGUAUUUUCGACAGCCUCCAGGUUGAGGAGGUGGCGCGGGGCCUGAUGUUCGGAAUGAUGCUUCAGGCUGUCAGGGUGGUGACCCAUUAA